Molecule: messenger RNA, 393 nt
Organism: Penicillium chermesinum
Lineage: Eukaryota; Fungi; Ascomycota; Eurotiomycetes; Eurotiales; Aspergillaceae
Product: fungal transcriptional regulatory protein
Exons: 1
Coding region: 1-393 (130 amino acids)
Source: RefSeq, a predicted model, not a curated record
AUGAGAUGUCGCAUUGAAAACGGGAAGAUUUGCCGUCGCUGCAAGAGAGCCGGGCUUCCUUGUGUAUUCGUGCCCAGGGCAAACGCUGCCAGAGGCUGGACUUCCAGUGAACUCGAGUCACUUAAAGCGCCGAGUCUUAGCCCGAACACAAUGUUCGACAUUCUCCGCCGCGUAAAGACCAUCGAAGAGUACAUCGGGAUCGAGAAUGAGCAAGCCGCCGGCACAACCGCGGAAGAUUUCGAGAGCAGUUCUGCGCGACCUGAGGAAUUGGAAGAUGACCAGACGCUUGAGCCUCUGUGGCGCGCGACGGCACAACUAGAAGCCAGUGCACCCACUCGCUCUAGAGGGUCAUUGUGGCAUCGCAACAUGAUAAAACAUCUGUUUCAGACGUGA